UGACAUAGGUUCAGAUACAAGAAGUGUUGAUGAACCGAGUGGAAGCGUCUAUGGUGUUACUAGGUGGGGUUUUGCUGCUUCAGCAGCUUGCCGAGGCAAGCACCAGUGUGUCAUGCAUCCUGAGGACAAAGAUGACAGUGAGCCCUCGACAUCAGGUGUUCAUGAUAGUCCUAUACUACGCAGAACAGCCUCGUCUCCUGGCAUUUGCAGCUCUAGCACAAGACGAUGGAGCUGUGUUGUUGGGGCCCUUGCUGGUGAUGCUCGUGGUGGUAUUGGCUGUGGUGUUGACACCAAAAUCAAAAAUACGGGUGUACUUGUGUGGGAGGAUUGUGACAAUUUUGUCCCACAAAUUCCAGCAUUUGAUGAUACCGAUGUUGGUGUGACACCCUUAUUCCCCUAUACUGGUGAUGAUAUGGCUGAAAUUGAUUAUUUUAUGGCAUAUUUCGAUCAGCCAUUCAUGGACCAUCUCGUUGCAGAGACGAACCAAUAUGCUCUGCAACUCAUUGCCUCUGGAAUUUUACCUGCCUCUCGAAUGACACGUUGGAAAGACACGACUAUUGAGGAAAUGUAUGUGUUUUUAGCGUUGUGCAUGAUGAUGAGGCAUGCAGAUAAACACGUGAUCCAGGAUUAUUGGAACAAAGACAGCCUUGUUCCAACACCCUUGUUCAACAGACUGUGGAAAGUGCGGAAGAUAUUUAGUGAUUUGAGAGGAAAGUUCCGUGACUAUUUUGUACCAGCACAGAAUGUCAUGAUUGAUGAAUCGCUAGUUCUCUUCAAUAGACACCUGGCAUUAAAGCAGUACAUUCCAUCAAAGCGGCACAAGUUUGGACUAACGUUCUUCGUGUUAUGUGACUGCGAAACUGGUAUUGUCGUGGACAUGAUAUUGUAUUCAGGUACAGAUGUUGACAUACCAGGUCAAGAUCCACACGGGUUCUCCGGCAGUGUCGUGAAAACACUCGUGGAACCGUUGCUGAACAAGGGGCAUAUUCUGUACACUGACAACUACUAUACCAGUCCCUUGCUGACCAGAUUCCUCCUUGACCACAACACCGGUGUAUGUGGCAUUGUCAAGGCCCACAGAAGGGAAAUGCCAGUGUUUGGCAUUGGUAUUGCAGUGGGUGAAUGCCAGCUGAGAAAGUGUGAUCAAAUGUUAUCAGUGCGCUGGAAGGACAGCCAGGAGGUGAACAUGUUGACAACUAUUCACACCGGUGCCAUGUUGGACAGUGGCAAAGUCAACUUUGCAACAAGGUUAGCAACGUAUAAACCUGAUUGUAUCAUUGACUACAGUGUAAAUAUGCAGUUAGUAGAUAAAUGUGACAUGAUGGUUGGUGCCGUCGAGUGUGUGAGUAAAUCUGUGAAGUGGACCAAGAAAUUGUUUUUCCACCUCGUUGACGUUGUAGUGCUGAACUGUUUCAACACGUAUCUCGUGAAAUCUGGCAAGAGACCACCAAUCCGUACAUUCAGUGUUGCUCUAGUGUCACAACUACUGGUGAAGUAUGGGGUGGAGGGCAGUGUUGUACCGCGUGGGGUGCCAGCAACAAUGCCUCACGCAGUUCCUGACAGACUCAGGGGUAAAGAAAUUCUGUCUGUACACAAGCUUGGUUAUAUGCCAGGCACAGGAUCACGGCAAAAGGGUAAACGUGCCUGCAUUGUUUGCAAGAACACGCAACGUAGGGAACAGAAGCGAAGAUCCAUCUGCACCUGGUGCGUUGAGUGCAAAGUUGCCUUGUGCCCCGUUGACUGCUUCAGUGAUUAUCACACACUCUCGCAGUUCUAA
Procambarus clarkii (red swamp crayfish) is the source of this 1777-nucleotide messenger RNA. The record is from RefSeq and is a predicted model, not a curated record. Lineage: Eukaryota; Metazoa; Arthropoda; Malacostraca; Decapoda; Cambaridae.